UAGACCACACUCCUGUAGUCUGCUUUGGUCUGAUCAACCUGAGCCAUAUAGUUCCUCUGCAACCCUCUGCAUGCUUAUCUACAAGGGCCUCCCCCACAUCCAAGUUCAUACUGCUCAGAAACAGUGAGCUUGGAGUGUUCCGUUUAUCUUGAUCUCCCUCUGACAAAGAAAUCCAGAUGACACAGAACCCACUGAAGACGAUACCUGGAAAAUGGCAGUCUUGGAAAUAACUUUGGCUGUCAUCCUGACUCUAUUGGGACUUGCCAUUCUGGCUAUUUUAUUAACAAGAUGGACACGACGCAAGCAAAAUGAAAUUGAUGUCUCAAGAUACAGUUCAGAACAAAGUGCUGGUCUUCUGGACUAUGAGGAUGGUAGAGGAUUCCGGCAUUUGUAUUCAACAGAAAGUGAUGCUUCCUAUGAUGAUCAAGAGGGAUCAAAAGGAGAUUACACACCAUCAACCAACUCCCUAGCACUGUCUCGAUCAAGUAUUGGAGAACAAAGAGCAUUACUGCAAGGAUCCAUAGGUGAUGCAAAAACCUUCAAAGCAACUCCAGAACCUUUAUCUGGCACUGCAGGACCCAUAACUGGAACCAUUGGACCCAUAAUGCAAUUUACAGCACCAAUUCCAGGAGCUACGGGACCUAUCAAGCUAUCUCAAAAAACCAUUGUGCAAACUCCAGGACCUAUUGUGCAAUAUACUGGGACCAGUGCUGAAACUUCAGAAACGACUACUACAAGAUCCUCUUUAGGAUCAACACCUCAGACAAACACCGGAUCAGUUCCACCUGCCCUCACUGGCCCACCACUUUCAAUGCCCAGAGGUGUGCCCCUGCCUCCCAUAAUGAUUUCACAGAGAACCUCAACAAGACCAGAGAAAUCUAAGAUAAAACAAGAAGAGCCAGCCCAUGUAGCAGUACCUAUCAUUACUCCAGUACCUAUUGUAAUUGGUCCAGUAGCAGCUGAAAAGACAACAGAGCCCUGCAGCAGAUAUUCAGCAACCAGAGGAACUGUUCAGAACAUUUCCAAACCUACAUCAUCCAUUAGAUUUGCUGAACCAAUUGCAAAAGCUCCACCACCUCCUUCUGACUCCAUAAAGACAGAUCUUCCUAUUACAGCAGACUAUCUUCUAAAAAGAGAGAGCACAUACUUCCUAAAAGGUCCUAACUCCUUAGAAAAACUGAGGAAAAAAAAAGAUAGAGUUGGGAGAGCCAGUGCAGCACCACCUAUUGGUGUACAACAUAGUGAUUCUCCACAACUCAAUGCUCACCGUGGUAAUUUGAAAGAAAAUGCAAAAACAGAAGUAAAAAGAAACACUAAAGAAGCAAGGAAAACCCCAAAACAUGAUAUUCGUUUGAGAAUUCAGAUAGUUCCAUCCCAAACUAUCCAAAGUGGUCCUAAAUACCAGCAUAAGGGAGAAAUAAGUGGCCCUGAGACCUAUGAAAAGAGACAAAAACAGAAAACUGGAGUGAAAAUUGAAAAGCUUCCUGAGAAAACUCAGAGUAAAGAGGAGAGAAGAGAAAUAGAAGACAAAAGAAAAGAUACCGAGGACAUGGGUAAAGGAAAGGAAAUAGAUAAGGGCCAAUCAAAGAAAGGAAGUGACGUAAAAGAUAAAGGUGAAGAAGAAGAAAGGGUGAACAUGAAAAAGAAGGGAGAUGAGGACAUGGAGGACAAAGACACAAAAGCAGAUAAAGACAAGAAGGAAGGCAAAGGCUUAAAGAAGAAUAAAUACAAGGAGGAGGAAAUGAACAAAAAGAAGGAUAAGGUCAAGAAAGGACAUGAGGAUAAGAUAAAAGGCAUGGACACAAAGGGAGAUAAGGACAGGACAGAGGACAUGGACAAGAAGGGAGAUAAAUAUAUAAAGGAGGAUGAAAACAAGGACAUAAAGGGAUAUGAGGACAGGACAGAGGACAUGGACAAGAAGGGAGAUGAGUAUAUAAAAGAGGAGGAGGACAAGGACUAUAAGGGAGAUGCGGACAGGACAGAGGACAUGGACAAGGAGGGAGAUGAGUAUAUAAAGGAGGAGGAGGACAAGGACUAUAAGGGAGAUGAGGACAGGACAGAGGACAUGGACAAGGAAGGAGAUGAGUAUAUAAAGGAGGAGGAGGACAAGAACUAUAUGGGAUAUGAGGACAGAACAGAAGACAUAGACACAAAGGGAGAUGAGUAUAUAAAGGAGGAUGAAGACAAGGACAAUAAGGAAGAUGAGGACAGGACAGAGGACAUGGACAAGGAAGGAGAUGAGUAUAUAAAGGAGGAGGAGGACAAGAACUAUACGGGAUAUGAGGACAGAACAGAAGACAUAGACACAAAGGGAGAUGAGUAUAUAAAGAAGGAGGAGGACAAGGACUAUAAGGGAUAUGAGGAUGGGACAGAGGACAUGGACAAGAAGGGACAUGAGUAUAUAAAGGAGGAGGAGGAGGAGGACAGGACAGAGGACAUGGACAAGAAUGGAGAGGACUAUAUAAAGAAGGAUGAGGACAAGGACUAUAAGGGAGAGGAGAAUGGGACAAAGGACAUGGGCAAGAAUGAAGGUGAAGGCAAGAGAAAGGACAAGAAUAUGAAAGGAAAUUCUAUGAAAAAAAAGUAUAAAAACAAGGUGGCUAAAGAGAACAAGAAUAUAGACCCAAAAGAAGGCGAAGGAAAGAAAAUGAGCAGUAAAAGAAAGAUCUCAUGGAAGAAAAAAUAACACUAGAUUUCAUAAACUAACAAAACAGAAUUGAAUAAUUUUGCUCUAGCACAUAGACUUCAAAACUAGCUCUCCAUCUUCUGUGAUUGAGAUUAAGAUAAUAUACUCCAUUCUUUUUAGUCACAAAUUUUCUGCUUCUUUGCUUAUAAUCUGGCAAAAGCUCCUUCAUAAAAUGCUUCUUUGUAGAUCCCUCAGUCUCAAACUUCAGCUUCUAAAUAUGAGUUUUUCAGAAUACACACUCACGAUGUAUCAGUCAGGAAAACACAAAUAAAAAUUAAACUCUGAUUAAAGAAAUGUAGAACUA
Canis lupus familiaris (dog) is the source of this 2990-nucleotide messenger RNA. It is a transcript of the gene TSBP1, whose product is annotated as testis expressed basic protein 1. The coding region runs from base 212 to 2686 and encodes 824 amino acids. NCBI's taxonomy places the organism in Eukaryota, Metazoa, Chordata, Mammalia, Carnivora, Canidae. The record is from RefSeq and is a predicted model, not a curated record. The transcript has 42 exons.